Daucus carota subsp. sativus is the source of this 2865-nucleotide messenger RNA. RefSeq lists its product as uncharacterized. The record is from RefSeq and is a predicted model, not a curated record. The coding region runs from base 1 to 2865 and encodes 954 amino acids. Lineage: Eukaryota; Viridiplantae; Streptophyta; Magnoliopsida; Apiales; Apiaceae. The transcript is spliced from 5 exons.
AUGAAUAGUGAUCGAACAUGGAUGUAUCAAAAAAAGGAUGAUCAUGGAUUUGUAAAUCCUGCUUUUGUUCGCGGGUUAAAGGAGUUUAUGAAAUAUGUCAAAUCUCAACCCUCAUCGAUGAAUGGUACAAAUAUAAGAUGUCCAUGUUUGACAUGUAAAAAUCGUAGAUUCCGGGACGCAGAUACAGUGGAAUUGCAUAUUUUACAAAAGGGAUUUGUAAAAGAUUAUUAUCAGUGGGAUCGACACGGAGAGCCAUAUAUUGCCAGAGAGCAUGAUGAACAAUUUUCGGCAAAUAAUUCAAAUGUUCGGGAAGAAGAAAACAAUUUAAUGUAUAAUAUGGUGAUGGAUACAGCUGGUCUCAAUUUUGAUCCGCACUGUCCACAAGAGAUGCCGAAUUCCGAAGCUAAAAAAUUGUACAACAUGUUGGAAUCUUCGGAGCGGGAGUUGUAUGAUGGUUGUGAAACUUCUCAGUUAUCUGCUAUGGCUCAAAUGUUAAGUUUGAAAUCUGAACAUCAUUGGUCAGAGGCUUGUUAUGAUCAGACAUCUCAGUUCAUUAAAGGAAUCUUGCCCCAAGAUAAUACCUUUCUAGAUAGCUUUUACGGUACGAAGAAACAUAUGGAGGGAUUGGGUCUUCCCGCUGAGCAUAUUGAUUGUUGUGUAAAUGGGUGCAUGAUAUACUGGGGCGAAGAUAGUAGCAUGGAGUUCUGUAAAUUUUGUUCACAGCCAAGAUAUAAAGUCAGGGUUAAUCGAUCUACUAGAGAGAGAAAACAAGUGGCUGUUAAAACAAUGAUAUAUUUACCGUUGGCUCCGAGACUGCAAAGAUUGUAUGCAUCAACAGCUACUGCAUCUUGUAUGAGAUGGCAUGCUGAACACCAUCAAGAAGAUGAUGUGAUGUGUCAUUGUUCAGAUUCUGAAGAGUGGAAGCAAUUUGACCGCAAACACCCUUCAUUUUCAUCAGAAAUAAGAAAUGUGAGACUUGGACUAUCUGCUGAUGGAUUUCAACCAUUUGGUCAAACUGCUUAUUCGAUGUUAUCGGGAUGGAAAACUGCUGGUCAUUUAGCUUGUCCUUAUUGUGCUCAUGACCAUGAUGCAUUUAAUCUUUCACAUGGCGGCAAGUCAACAUGGUUUGAUAAUCAUCGAAAAUUUUUACCUGCCAACCAUCCAUUUCGAAGAAAUAAAAACUGGUUUACCAAGGGAAAGACGGUAUCUAAAUUUGCAACACCACCAAGACCGGGUGAAGAUGUUUUUCAAGAAAUUGAGUCAUUUGGGUUGAUGAAAGUUACUGAAUUGGGAUGUGAUGAGCAUAAUGCUAAAAUCAUGAAAAAUCAUAAAUGUGGGUGGAAGAAACGAAGCAUCUUUUGGGAUUUGCCAUAUUGGAAAACAUUAUCAAUUAGACACAACCUUGAUGUCAUGCACAUUGAGAAAAAUGUAUUUGAGAAUAUUUUUAACACUAUUAUGGCCAUCAAAGGGAAAACGAAAGAUAAUGCCAAGGCAAGAGCUGAUAUUGCACUAAUUUGUCAGAGACCGGAGCUAGCUUUUGAUGAAUCUACAGGGAAAUAUCUAAAAGCAUGUUAUAGCUUAGACAAGAAAAGUAAAGAAAAGGUUUGUCAGUGGUUACAAGAGCUUAAAUUUCCAGACGGUUAUGUAUCAAAUAUGGGACGUUGCAUUGUUAUGAGAAAAUACAAAUUAUUUGGAAUGAAAAGUCAUGAUUGCCAUGUGUUUAUGCAAAGGCUACUUCUGAUUGCUUUUAAAGAGUUUCUUCCGACAAAUGUUUGGGAGGCUGUGACUGAAUUAAGCCUUUUCUUUAGAGAUCUCACAUCAGCUACUUUGAAAGUUACUGACAUGAACAGACUUGAAGAAAAAAUUCCUAUGAUACUUUGUAAAUUAGAGAGGAUAUUUCCUCCAGCACUAUUUGACUCCAUGGAACAUCUUUUGGUGCAUUUACCAUAUGAGGCACGAAUAGCAGGGCCAGUGCAGUAUCGAUGGAUGUACCCAUUUGAAAGAUUCUUGCGUCACUUGAAGAAUAACGUAAAAAAUAAAGCUCGAGUGGAGGGAUCUAUAUGCAAUGCAUUUCUAGUCGAAGAGGCUUCAAAUUUUUGUUCACAUUACUUUGAAAAACAUAUUCAUACAAGACAUAGAAAAGUUCCUAGAAAUGAUCCUGGUGGAAAUGAAGAGAAAUCUGAGGUUAUAUUUCUAUAUUUUCCCAUCCAGGGAGGGCACAUGGGAAAGUUACAACUUGGUAUCUUGAUGAUAGAGAAUAUGUUGCAGCUAAUAAUUAUGUCUUGUUUAAUUGUCAUGAAGUUGCACCAUAUACUCAGUAGGAUCUUUAUUGAUAGACUUCGAGAAAACAAUCCGAGUAUGAGUGCUGCUGAGAUUGAUAAGUGCUUGGAAAAUGAAUUCGCCUUGUGGUUUAAACAUUAUGCUCAGGAUGCAUCAUUGGUUCCAAAUGAAUUUAUUCGAGAUCUUGCCUCAGGUCCUCUUCGCUCAGUCAAAUCAGUACCAAUCUACUACGUCAACGGGUACAAAUUUCAUACCCGCAAAUAUGGGAUCAACAAGUCGACAUUCAACAGUGGUGUAUGUAUCAAAGGUUCAAAUUAUAACGAGACAUCGCAUGAUUAUUUCGGAAUAAUAGAAGAGAUAUUGAUCAUCGAGUAUCCCCGUCUCCCAAUAAAGAAAACAGCAUUAUUUAAGUGUGAAUGUGAAGAUAUUCCUACACGUCUAAAUGAUGAAGAAGGUGAUGCAAUGGAUUUGGAUGAUGAUGAAGAGACCUCAGAAGAAGAAAUAUUGGAUGAAUCUGAAAAAGAUUUUUACUUGUUAGACCAGAGUGAUGAUAAUGAUUCGGGUGAUGAUGAUUUUUUAAAUUGA